Soboliphyme baturini is the source of this 642-nucleotide messenger RNA. NCBI's taxonomy places the organism in Eukaryota, Metazoa, Nematoda, Enoplea, Dioctophymatida, Soboliphymatidae. The record is from the annotation of a GenBank genome assembly.
AUGCCGAAGUCAAAACGAGAUAAAGAAGUAUCCCUGACGAAAGUUAAGAAGAAAGGGCGUCUUAUGAAAGAAAAUCUGAUGAAGGAAGUUCGAAAGCUUGUUGACUUGUAUUCGAAUAUUGUUGUUUUCACUGUGCACAACAGCCGGAGUUCGAGGCUUGCCGAAUUAAGAAAACAUUUUUCAGACGACAGGUUCCUUUUUGGCCGAAAUAAAGUAAUUGCCGCUGCCUUUGGAAAGACGUCAAAAGAUGAGUGCCAUCUUAAUCUAAGUAAAGUUGGCAAACAGUUGAUCGGUCAGUGUGGAAUAAUGUUCACCAACCGUCCCCUGUUGGACGUGGCGGAAUUUUUUAAAUCUAAUUCAGUCGACGAAUAUGCUCGUUCUGGAAGUGUUGCUGCGGAAGCUUUCAAGAUAGAUGCGGGUCCUCUAGAACAGUUUCAAUUCUCCAUCGAACCGUAUCUCAGAAAAUUAGGCAUGCCUACAGUACUUGAAAGAGGAAUUAUUAAACUGCCGCAAGAAUAUACAGUUUGUGAAAAAGGAGAUAUUCUCACUCCGGAAGCUGCAAAAAUUUUGGUAAGUGUUCUGCGGGAUAGCUUCUAUGAGCUUGACGGGUUAAACUGCACUUUGGUUUUAAUAUGUUUUUAA